CCUCCCACCAGCUAACAUGCUUCUGUUCUCUUCCAGUGUUCCACAAACACGGUUCUCAGCAGAGCUCUGCAGAAAUUCCUCUAAUCCUUCCUCUGCUACCCAGGAGUCAUGGAAGCCAGCGAUUAUGCCCGUGAACUCGGCUCUCCACCAACAUACAAUGAGCGUGGCUACGAGCAGCUGAGAAAGGAGACAGAGUUUCGGAAUAUCCCGAGCCAACAGGUCCAAACCACUGUGGUGACAAUUACGCCAGAGGGUCCCCGUGUCCGAGAUCACAUCAUCUGGUCGCUCUUCAAUGCCAUGUAUUUGAACUUCUGCUGCCUUGGUGUUUUCGCCCUUGUAUUUUCUGUCAAGUCCCGGGACCGGAAGCUUCUGGGAGAUAAGAAUGGUGCCACCAGCUACGGUUCCACAGCCCGUUCUCUAAACAUCGCUGCCACUGUGCUCUCUAUUUUGUUAGUUUUUGUCAUAGCAAUUGUCUUUAUUGUGCAGGCAACCAGAGUGGCUGAAAUGCGGGACAAGGAGCCAGAGGUGGAGGCGAGGAGAGGAGGUGGAGCAGAGGAGGAGCAGCAGCAGGAGGGGGGGGCGGAUCCCCAUCAGGGGGCAGAUACAGAUACCUGUCGGGUGAAAGAGGACGCUGGUCCCGAAGCGUCAGUCGGGCACAGAAGGCCCAGGACCUGCAUGUGCAAGACGGGCGGUGGAGGAAGCUUGGGGCGGUCCGGCAGUUGGGGCGGAUCCCCGUCAGGGGGCGGUUCCAGAUAUCUGUCGGGUGACAGAGGACGCUGGUCCCGAAGCGUCAGUCAGGCUCAGAAGGCCCGGGACCUGCAAGUGCAAGACGGGUGGUGGAGGAAGCUUGGGGCGGUCCGGCAGUGA
Messenger RNA from Nanorana parkeri, 867 nucleotides. RefSeq lists its product as uncharacterized. The transcript is spliced from 3 exons. Bases 109 to 867 code for a protein of 252 amino acids. Lineage: Eukaryota; Metazoa; Chordata; Amphibia; Anura; Dicroglossidae. Gene Ontology annotation, cellular component: plasma membrane. The record is from RefSeq and is a predicted model, not a curated record.